Molecule: messenger RNA, 1131 nt
Organism: Peronospora matthiolae
Lineage: Eukaryota; Oomycota; Peronosporomycetes; Peronosporales; Peronosporaceae
Source: the annotation of a GenBank genome assembly
AUGCGGUGCGCGAGCAAGGCCGCCGAGAGCACGUCCGCACGGAGACGUGCGGACGCAGAAACCACAGCAACUGAUGUCUCAUCGGUUGCUGAAGCGACUCAGUCUGUGUCACCUGGUGAUGCAGGCGCUCGUCAUGAAGACACUCGUGUCUUCACAGAGUAUGAGCUCGGUGUCUCGUACUCUCCUGAUACGGAUGACGGAUCCGUAUCGACGGCGAUUGAAUCUAAGCCGCCUGCCAAGCGUGGCAUGGAUGAUGCUUUGCGUCGCAGCAUCUUUCUUCAUCUGAUGAAUCAGAUGAACCAUCGCCGAAGCGAAGGCGCUCGAGAUCGCAAGUCUCGGGCGCUAUUAGUGGUGUCGGUUCUCUUAUGGACACCACUUCACAGCGAGGUGCCAGUACUUCUGUCGGCACGUCGCAGGAAGAGCGGGACCGCAAUGUCUUGCGUCUCGCUUCUGAGAAGAAGGCAUGGAUGCCUCCUAAAUCUGUCAUGGAUCACUUGUCGGCGACGACGAGUGAUCGUUAUCGAACACGGUUGUUCGAUUCGUCAAGGAUCCAUCACCUUGACCCCAGCGCGAAAAAUUAUUGCACUGAACAUGAAUUCCUCAUCGAUGCUUUCUUCAAACAUCGAUGGAAACAGUGGGAAUCACAAACGUGAUGGUCCCUCACUACUUCAAGCGUGGAACGCCUACAUCCAUAACCUCGAGGAUGUAGGUCGUGACGCUUGGAACGACAAACUUAUCAAAGCUCGUAAUAAGUUUGAAAAGCGAACCCCGACAGGUGCACGCUACAAGCUGCAUCGUCUGUCAAGGGAGAAAGGAUUACCCUGCCUCUCUUGGGGAGACUCGUGCCCAUGUUGUGUGAACAACUCUGCGCGCGCGCCUACGGAGGCUUGCCUCCUUACCAGCCCGUGGUGGCGCGUACGUAUCUCUACUGAGAUGUACGAAGGGAUUGACAACCUGAAAUCCCUUUACGACCGUGCCGGGAAGACUUUCUCCGGCGGUCCUUCUGCGGCACAGGAUGUUCCGCGUCGUACUGCUCAACUAGACCAAGUACGUCAAUCAUCAGUUGGGAGCGGGGCUCCCAAGUAUCCCAGGACGGGGGAUAGCCGCGCCACUGGACGAGGUAACUUGUAA